Molecule: messenger RNA, 1728 nt
Organism: Aegilops tauschii subsp. strangulata
Lineage: Eukaryota; Viridiplantae; Streptophyta; Magnoliopsida; Poales; Poaceae
Product: F-box/FBD/LRR-repeat protein At1g13570
Molecular function (GO): protein binding
Source: RefSeq, a predicted model, not a curated record
UUUGUCUCAAAAAAAAGAAGGACAGAUCUCUCCCUGUUCCGCUUCCUCCUCCGCCGUGUCGAGCAAACCACGGCGAUGGACGAAACCCUCGCCACCGUCCUCUCCUACCUCCCGCCUCCCUCGGUCUCCACCACCGCAUCCCCGUCCUCCUCGUCCACCGCCUCCGAUGACGAUGACCGCAUCAACUGCCUCCCGGACGUGCUCCUCCGCAACAUCAUCUCCCGCCUCCCCACCAAGGACGCGGCCCGCACCACCAUCCUCUCCUCCCGCUGGCGCAGCCUCUGGGCUUCCACCCCACUCCGGCUCGACGACGCUGGAAUCGUUCCUACCGCCGUCACCGCCGCGCUGAACUCCCACCCGGGCCCGGUCACUUCCGCCCGCCUCUCCUCCGAGCACCUCGCUUACCAGGAACCCGACGUCCUCGACUCCUGGUUCGCCUCCCUCGCAGCCAAGAACGUCGAGGAACUCUCCGUCGUCAACGGAUCCUGGCCCGCUGAAUGUGAGUGGCGUCCUCCCCCCGGCCUCCUUGGAUGCGCGUCCCUCCGCCGCCUCUGGCUCGGGCUCUGCCAGUUCCCGGACAUUUCCGGCCUCGCUUCGGCCUUCCCCAGCCUGCAAGAGCUCGGGAUUGUCCAUUGCUCCAUGCAGGACCGCGAGCUCCACGCUGUGCUCCCGCGCUGCCCCGAGCUUGAGAGGCUCGCUUUCGUGCUGACACAGGACUACCCAAGGUACAUCCACAUCUGGUCAGGGAGCCUCCAGUCCCUGGUUGUGUGGAGGUCCAUGGUCAGAGAGGUGCACCUUGACGAUGCCCCAAACUUGGAGCGGUUGCUGUUGGAGCCGAUUGGCGGUGCCUCUACUCACGUCAAGAUUAUUAAUGCACCGAGGCUGAAAAUUUUCGGGUACUUUGACGUUGGACUGCAUCAGCUCAAGAUCGGCCCCACUGUGAUCAAGGAUGGGAUAGGGAUGAAGGUGAAGCCAAAUGCGAUGGUUCGGACCCUCAGGACAUUGGCAUUGAAGGUGCAGUUUGGAGAUGAGAAGCAAGUCAAGCUGGUGCCCCUCUUGCUUAGAUGCUUCCCAUGCCUAGAAACCUUGUAUAUCAAGUCAUCUCCUUCUGAAUCACCAACCAAUGUUGAUGUGGACUUCUGGGAUCAAGUAGGCCACACUGAAUGUGUUACCUCACAUAUUAAGAAGUUUGUGUUCGAAGCUGCCCGAGGAGAGGAUACCGAGCUGGCAUUUGUCAAGUUUGUCAUGGAAAGAGCCCAAAUGUUGGAGGUGAUGCGUGUUUUCGUGGAUGAUGGUUGCUCUAGAGACGUUGUGCUAAGUCGUUUAUCUUCAGAAGGAUGUGUGUCUGCAGAUGCUAGCGUGGUGGUGGAGAGGCAAGACAUGUCCCAUGCCUGGAGCUUCGAAAGAGCUAGCAACAUGUCACAGUGUGACCCCUUUGGUUGCUAAAGUUGGAGGAUAACAAAGAAGUGACAAGAUCACGUCUCUUCAAGCCUUACCCAGAUGGAAUGAAAAAAGAGAUGGGUCCUGAAGCAAGUCAAGGCAUAGGUCCUGAAGCAAGUUGUAGUCUUUUGUCUUCCAUACCUUGUUCAGUGCAAGCUUUGAAACUUUGAUUUUGCUUGUGUUAGACGUGCAUUUUGUGCUUUGUGGACCUGAACAUGGCUGUUAUAAUUGAAUAUGAUUAUGUGGAUUUGUGCUUUAUGGAGCUGCAACUGGUUUCAACUUGUUAAA